AUAUUUCUGCUGACAAAGCAUUUGAAUGUAUGUAGGGAACUUUUUUUUUUUGCUGCACAUCUGCAAUCCUUAAAACACAGUUUAAAGAGCCUUCACUGCGGCCACUGUGACUUCAGGGGUUGUCCAACAGUGUUCUAAGGUCAGAGAGGAAAGAGGUCAACGUCUCGGCAGACUGUGCUCCAGUUUUUCCGGGACAGCAGAAGAUGCCACUCUUCCUUUGGACUCUGCUCUGUGAAAACAAACAUUACAUAAAUAAUUUGAGGGGUUGAGUUUUGAACCCUCCCCCGUUUUGCCAGCUUUGGUUGAGUCCAGGGUUCCAGCAGAUCCAAGAUGGCGGCCUGAGCAGCGACGAGCAGAAGUUGACUUUUCCCUGAAGCUGGACUGUCUGUCCUCCUCCGUGCUGUCGGCUGGGUGUGUGCUGAGAACGACAGUCGAUGUUCCCAGCAAUGUGGAGCUGAAGGUCUGUGACAGUGGAGGGAAAGCCAGUCCAAGCAAAGGUUUUCCAGAUUUGGAGCAGAAGGUUUUCAGAUCUGCAGUGUUUUCCAGGUGUCUCUUUCUGGGAUGUCCAGGCCAGGUGGCCUGAGGGGGUCCAGCCCCAGAGCACAGGCCACCACCAGCACAGACAUACUGCAUAAACACCUGCAGAUGGACACAUCUACAUGUACUGUAGAGACACCUGCACAGCUGCUUAAAGGAGAGAAUUGAGCAAGCAGGAAGCGGGCUGAACUCUGGACCUGAUCUUCAGGAACCAAGGGGUCUUUAGAGAGAAACCUUCUGUGUCACCUUUUAUUCAGCCAACUUCCAUUUUUCUCCCUUCAGUUCCCAGAUAAUUUAACAUUCCAUCCAUCAAAUAAUCAUCCAUCCUUCCCUGCCUCCUGUCCCACUUCCCAUUCAGUCAUCAAAGAGUGUUUCUUGCACUGCAGAGGUACAAGUGGAGAGCAGGUAAUGGAUGAUGCUGGCCAUGGUGACCUAGUGUAAAUGGCUAUUCCUCAGCACAGCUCAGUGCCAGUAUCUACUGCUCGAUCUUCUGCCUCCACUCCCUCCUCCCCUCACUCCUACUCCACCUCUCCGCUCUCCUCCCCUGUUCACUGCUGCUGCUUGCUGCCCAGUCCUGCCUCUCCCCUCCAACACCAUGGUAGGUUCAGGCUUGGGUGUGUGGAAGCUAAUGAGAGGUGUCCGCCAGUUGGAGCUUCACCGCCUCAUCCUGGCACUUAUCAUCUUCUGCUUGCUGUCCAUGGCCUUCUUAGCUUACUACGUCUCCAACAGCCCCAAAAUCAAAGAGGCCCCCCCUUUACCCUUCAGUGACUGCGGUGGGGGAGGGGGGAUGUCACCUGGAGCGAGUACCGGGGCUGCCGGAGAAGGUCCAGGUGUCCAGAGGGCUCCGCUUUUCCUCCCCUCACGCCAGGGCAGACUACGACAGGUGAAAGCAGUGGACAAUUCUAGGACACAGCCGGUAGUUCUGGUGUUUGUAGAGAGCAUCUACUCCCAGCUGGGCCAGGAGAUUGUAGCCAUUUUAGAGUCUAGCCGCUUUCACUACCGGACAGAGAUAGCUCCUGGUAAAGGUGACAUGCCCACACUGACGGAGCAUAACCGUGGACGCUACACAUUGAUCAUCUAUGAAAAUGUGUUGAAAUAUGUCAAUCUGGAUGCAUGGAAUCGUGACUUGCUGGACAAGUACUGUGCUGAGUAUGGAGUAGGUGUCAUUGGCUUCUUCAAAGCUAAUGAAAACUCGCUUCUCAGCGCACAGCUCAAAGGUUUCCCCCUCUUUCUACACUCACACCUGGGACUCAGGGACUACCGGAUCAAUCCCAAUUCUCCUCUACUCUACAUCACCAAGCCCAAUCAGGUCGAGCAGGGCUCUUUACCAGGGGAUGACUGGACCAUUUUCCAAUCUAACCACUCUACCUAUGAACCAGUGCUUCUGGCCAGUACCAAAUCGUCUGAUGUACUGGCACAUUUUGGACCCAGCCCACUGCGGGCCCUCCAUGCCACAGUGGUCCAGGACUUAGGGCUCCAUGAUGGCAUUCAAAGAGUCCUCUUCGGGAACAACCUUAACUAUUGGCUUCACAAGUUGGUGUUUGUGGAUGCCAUUGCCUACCUGACAGGAAAGAGACUGUGUUUGUCCUUAGACCGCCACAUCCUGGUGGACGUGGAUGAUAUAUUCGUUGGCAAAGAGGGAACCCGUAUGAAGGUGUCAGAUGUGGAGGCGUUGCUCAACACUCAAAACAAGCUGAGAGCACUAGUCCCCAAUUUCACCUUCAACUUGGGAUUUUCUGGAAAGUUCUACCACACAGGAACGGAUGAGGAGGAUCGUGGAGAUGACAUGCUUCUGCAGCACAGGAUGGACUUCUGGUGGUUUCCUCACAUGUGGAGCCACAUGCAGCCUCACCUCUUUCACAACGUCAGCGUCUUAGCUGAGCAGAUGAGGCUCAACAAGGUCUUUGCUCAGGAGCACGGCAUCCCGACAGAUAUGGGCUAUGCAGUGGCUCCGCACCACUCUGGGGUUUAUCCAGUUCACAGCCAGCUCUACGAGGCCUGGAAGUCUGUGUGGGGCAUCAAGGUGACCAGCACUGAGGAGUACCCCCAUCUGAGGCCAGCUCGUUACCGCCGUGGCUUCAUCCACAACGGGAUCCAGGUGCUGCCCAGACAGACGUGUGGUCUGUUCACACAUACAAUCUUCUACAAUGAAUACCCAGGAGGCUCAAAGGAGCUGGACAAAAGCAUCAGAGGAGGAGAACUCUUCCUCACUGUCCUCCUAAACCCUAUCAGUAUCUUCAUGACCCACCUGUCCAACUACGGCAACGAUCGGCUGGGUCUGUACACCUUCGAGUCUCUGGUGAAGUUUGUCCAGUGCUGGACCAACCUCAGACUGCAGACGUUGCCCCCUGUCCGGCUCGCAGAGAAAUACUUCCAGAUCUUCCCUGAGGAGAGAGACCCCCUGUGGCAGAACCCUUGUCAUGACAAGAGACACAAAGAUAUCUGGUCUAAAGAAAAGACCUGUGACCGACUCCCCAAGUUCCUCAUCAUUGGACCACAGAAAACAGGCACUACAGCGCUUCAUUCAUUCCUGAGCCUCCACCCAGCAAUCACCAGCUCCUUCCCCAGUGCCGCCACCUUUGAGGAGAUCCAGUUCUUCAGUGGAGCAAACUAUGAUAACGGGAUUGACUGGUACAUGGACUUCUUCCCAUUCCCUUCCAACGUCAGCACAGAUUUCAUGUUUGAAAAGAGUGCCAACUACUUCGACACAGAGGUCGCUCCGAAGAGAGCUGCUGCUCUGCUUCCCAGAGCCAAAAUCCUGGCAGUGCUCAUCAACCCGUCUGACAGAGCGUACUCCUGGUACCAGCACCAGAGGGCCCACCAGGACCCCGCAGCCCUCAACAACACUUUCCAUGUGGUGGUGACUGCAGGCCCCUCUGCCCCCAAAGACCUGCAGGCGCUUCAGAGACGCUGCCUUCACCCCGGGGCCUACGCUACUCAUCUGGAGCGCUGGCUGCAGCACUACCAGCCCAGCCAGUUGCACAUCGUGGAUGGGGCCCUGCUGCGAUCCAACCCGGCACUAGUGAUGGAGGGGAUCCAGAGAUUCCUCGGUGUCACUCCAGUCUUCAACUACACCCAGGCUCUCAUGUUCGAUGACAGCAAAGGUUUCUGGUGUCAGCGGGUGGAAGGAGGUCGAGCCAAAUGUCUGGGGAAGAGUAAAGGCAGGAAGUACCCAGAGAUGAGUCCUGAGUCGCGUGCCUUCUUGGCCGAGUACUACCGUGAGCACAACAUGGAGCUGCUGCAUCUGCUGAAUCGGUUGGGCCAACCGCUUCCAUCCUGGCUCCGCCAAGAACUCCAGAGCACGAGCUGGAGCUGAGGCCACUUACUCACACACACACACACACACACACAAACACUCACACGCAAACAUACACACACAAACACACACACAGCCACGCCACAGAAAAGCUGGGACUUGGAGUCGAGUUGGCUCUGGAUUAGAUUGGACUACCUGAUCUGGAAUCAACAGCAGCUCUGUCACUAGAAGAGCUCCACGGUUAGCUGAUGUCACACGUCCUCCUGUUCCAUGGCAGAAAGAUGAGCUUACCACGUGACGCCUUUCUGGCAGAAGGACAUUAGUGGAUCCCUGAACCUCUUUCAGCCUCAGUGUGUGUGUCGGACGUGGAUAAGGGGGCUCACACUGUAUGCCUCUCUUGGCUUUGGAUCCAGAUGACUGGUCGACCAGCACGUUUGAGGCAUAAAGAGCAGAUCAGACAGCCUUAAUGUGAGGAGAGAAACUCACAGGAAGAGACUGUGCAGAUGUGUGUGUGUGUGUGUAUGUGACUGGAUACAGGACUAUCACACACACACACACAAAUCUUUUCUCUCCGCAAGAAUGAUGAUUGUAAAACAGUCGAUUUUCAAAAACAGUUGUAUAUGUUAGGUUUGAGGCCAGCAGACAGACCAGACAGACAGUCCACAUCCUGGUCCAAAUUUCUCACACACACACACACACACACACACACACACACACACACACACACACACAGGUCUAGCCAACAGUUUGGGGUGCUGCAUUCCCUUUUUCCACAGUCUGUUGGCUGUAGUGACAGAUAUGUUGAAGCUUGUGUGAUGACAGGUCAAUGUAAAUAUCAUGUGUCGUGGUCCAGGCUGUGCCCCACAUCAACAUCUUGUCAGUCAACAGCUGAUACUCAGUUUAUUGACUAAAGUAAAGAUGAUUUUUAAAUGAUGAUCGACAUCCUCUCUCUGUUCUGCAGUUUGAUUUUAGCUCACUUCUAUACUUUCUGAUAACCUAUGUAGUGUUUUU
Larimichthys crocea (large yellow croaker) is the source of this 4804-nucleotide messenger RNA. RefSeq names its product N-deacetylase/N-sulfotransferase (heparan glucosaminyl) 2a (gene ndst2a). Bases 1133 to 3853 code for a protein of 906 amino acids. NCBI's taxonomy places the organism in Eukaryota, Metazoa, Chordata, Actinopteri, Sciaenidae. Gene Ontology annotation, cellular component: Golgi apparatus. The record is from RefSeq and is a predicted model, not a curated record. Gene Ontology annotation, molecular function: hydrolase activity; heparan sulfate N-sulfotransferase activity; deacetylase activity. The transcript has 16 exons.